Molecule: messenger RNA, 4434 nt
Organism: Pristis pectinata (smalltooth sawfish)
Lineage: Eukaryota; Metazoa; Chordata; Chondrichthyes; Rhinopristiformes; Pristidae
Exons: 20
Coding region: 157-1977 (606 amino acids)
Molecular function (GO): catalytic activity
Source: RefSeq, a predicted model, not a curated record
GAGCAGGUGCUGGAAAUCUGCAAAUUGUGGAAAGGCCGGCAGGGGAAAUCAGAUAGUGAAAUGGGAUCGUGGUGGAGCUGUAGACCGAACAGAACUUGAACUUCCUCUGUCGGUGCAAGCAGCGCUCGCAACCUGCUUUGUUACUUUCUUGCAGUCAUGGAAUUGAUUUGGGUGGUGCUGGCGGUGCUCGCCUUCUACUUCGGGUUCUUGCACCGCUGCACGGGGUGCUGCACCAGACCGGUGAUCCGGGAGAAGGGCAAGAUGGAUGGGUGGUACGGUUACGGUGUGAAAGACGUGCUAUCCAUUGGUUUUUCUGGCCUUGCACUGAGAGUAUGCUCGCAUCUAGCGAACACAAUCUUUGGGCAACUGAUCUUAAUGCCACUGAUCAUGAGAAUGGCAAAUCUUACUUUGCUACGGCAUAUAGUUAUUCCAGAAGAUCCUACAUUCAUUCCUGUUGUUAACCCUGAGAAUAGCAAUAAGCCACCAAGACAUGAUAGCAACGAAAGUAUUCUGAAUGAACUCCUGCAGCUAAGUGUUACAGAAGAGAGGCAUGGAUUCAACUUCAAAAGCAUUUCUGAUUUUGUCCAAGCAUACACGUCAGGUAAAAUUACUCCGACCCAAGUUGCUAAGAAUGUGAUCAGAGCUCUGGAAGAUGCCGAUCAAACAACUACUCCGUUGCGGGCUAUUGUGCAAUAUGACAGUCACCUGAUAAUGAAGAUGGCAGAAGCCUCCACUGCUCGGUACAGAGACAAUACACCUCUUUCCCCACUGGAUGGAAUUCCUGUGUGCAUUAAGGAGGAAAUGAAAGUUGUUCCAUACUAUCAUCGGGUGGGAACUCUUUAUCUUGGUGAGGAGCGAGAAACUGAGGAUGCCACAGUUGCCAGAAAGUUACGAGAGGCUGGGGCAAUUAUCAUUGGUGUAUCCAAUAUGCACGAGCUUGGAUUGGGAGUAACUGGCUGCAAUGUCAACAGGUAUCAUGGUGUACCCAGGAACCCCUACAACCCUCAGCAUUUCACGGGAGGAAGCUCCAGUGGUUCAGGAGCAGCUGUAGCAGCAGGCCUUUGUCCAUUGGCGAUUGGGAGUGAUGGAGGAGGUUCCAUACGAAUCCCAGCAUCGUUUUGUGGGGUGGUAGGACUGAAAGUUACUUUUGGUCGAAUCAGUUCCUAUGGGUCUCAUCCUCUUUCUUAUUCUACUGUUAGUUUGGGUCCAAUUUGUACCUCUGUAAAAGAUGCUGCCAUGGCCUAUGCAAUUCUGGCUGGCCCAGACCCUAAUUACUCAUACAGUCUGCAUCAGCCAUCAUUGAAUUUUGAUGAAAUUGCACUUCCUGAUUUGGAGAAUCUAAGAUUUGGAAUAGAUUGGAAGUUCUUCACGGACUGUGAUGCUAAAGUUUUGGAUGUUUGCCAGAAAGCGGUACAGCACCUAACAACUUUGGGUGCAACAGUGGUAGAUUUGCACAUCCCAGAGUUGGAGGAAGCACAGACUGCUCACUUUAUCUGUAUUAUGAGUGAGGUGGGACAGUUCUUGAACAUGGAUUUUAAUAAUCAAUACGACAAAAUGAAUCUAGAUACUCGUGUAAGUUUAGCUCUUGCAUCGAAAUUCACAAGUUCUGACUACAUACAGGCUUGUCGUCAGCGAUCACGGGCUAUGCAUUUUCUGAAAGAAAUUUUCAAAGAUGUGCAAUGUAUCAUUACACCAGCGAUACCCAACACUGCUCCACCUUCUAAAUCCUCUGACUUCAGAUAUGGUUGCUGUGAUCUUCAUACCCUUUUCAGCACAAUGAGAUAUAUGCAGCUUGCAAAUCUCACAGGAAUUCCCUCUCUCGUGGUUCCUGUUGGAUACAGCUCCUCUGGUCUACCCAUUAAUCUUCAGAUUAUGAGUAAAUGGUGGGACGAAGCAAUCCUUUUCAGAGUUGGAUUGAAGGUGGAACAGUUCCGUGCUGAAACUAAGAAACCUCAGAUUUAUUACGAUCUUCUGUAAUGAAGCAUUCAUUACAAGGUGGUGUUUUUUUUUUUGCAGUUUAGAGCCAAUUCUCCCUAUGUACUCAAAUAAAAAAAAUAAUCAAACCUUGUAUAUGUAAAGUCUGAAACUUGAAGCUGUCUUUCUAUUCAAAGGUUCUGCUGUGUCUCCAGUUUAUUUAUCCCAAUACAUGUGUUGGAUUGUAUAAGAGCACCAGUGCAAGAAUGCAGAUUAGUUAGUUGGUUGCAGCAUAGGUGAGAAAUUAUUUCUUUUGCUGAUUAUCUGUUGUCAUUAAGCCAUACAGCACGGAAACAGGCCCUUUCGCCCAACUCGUCCAUGUUGACUGAGAUGCCUACCUGAGCUAGUCCCAUUUGCCUGCGUUUGGCCCAUAUCCCUCUAACCUUUUCCUAUCCAUGUACCUGCCCAAAUACCUCCUUUAAAUGUUGUAAUUGUACCCACUUCCUCUAGUAGCUUGUUCCAUAUACCCACCACCCUCUGUGUGGAAAAACAUGCCCCUCUGGUCCCCUUUAAAUCUUUCCCCCUCACCUUAAAUCUAUGCCCUAUCUAGUUUUAGACUCCCUGACCCUAGGACAAAGACUGUCACUACCACCUUUUCUAUGCCCCUGAUGAUUUUAUAAAUCUCCUAUAAGGUCACUGCUCAGUUCCCUUCAGCAGGGAAGUUAGUCAAGUUUAUUGUCAUGUGCACAAGUACUGUGAUGUUCAAGUACAAUGAUGCUGCUGCAAGCAAGUUUUUCACAGGCACAUAAGCACAGACAACACACAGAAUAUAAAUUAUACAAGACAGUGAAGAUUGUGUGAAAACAGUGCAAAAACAAAAAAAAAACACUAUCAGAGACAAGUCUAUUGUAGUGCAAUAGGUGGCCCAUAGUGUUUGUUGCUGAGGUAGGGUUAGGGUUGUGCAUGUUGGUUCAAGAACCUGAUGGUUGUAGAAAAGUAGCUGUUCCUGAACCUGGUGGUGAGGGACUUUAGGGUAUCCAGUCUUUCCUUGUAACUCAAGUCCACCAGUCCUGGCAACAUCCUUGUGAAUUUUUUCUGUACCCUUUUUAUUGAGAAAAUGUAAUAUGUUUAUGUAUGUACAACAAAUGUUCUUGUGCAAAUCAUGGAGUGCAUGGCAAGCACAAAGUUUAAAUAGACAAAAGCUCUUGAUUUCAAGAAGGAACCUAAUUCUAAAUUUGAAGGAACUUAGUAAAACUCAAUUUUCCUGAACUUGUGGCCCUGAUAUUGCCACUUUUGCUGUUAGUCAUUAAGCACCUUAAACAUUAAAUUUGGAAAUCAAAGAGAGGUUUUGUGGCCACAAUAUUAAUUCAUUGUUUCUUGAUGCAGGUCUGACCUAAGUAUAAAUGUAAAACUGAAAGAUUUGCCCAGUAUUUCUCUUGUAAUAUUUCACCAAUAAAAAGAAAACUGUUUAAAAAUGUAAAUCUUUAGAUGUGAAAUGCUUGCACAUUCAAAAUUCUAGAUUCUGAUGACGGACAUUUUUUUUAAGUUGUUUUGAGUUGAGAUAAAAUUAACAUUUUUAAACAGUUUUCUUUUUAUUGGUGAAAUAUUACAAGAGAAAUACUGGGCAGAUCUUUCAAUUUUGGCAUGGAUGUAAAGUGAUGAUAUAGGUUGAACCACCUGCCUAUAUCUUACUCAGUCUGUCAAGUUUACUUUUCUACUGAAAAUCCAAAAAACUGCAGACACAGAAAAUCUGAAAUAAACAUAGAAAAUGCUAUAAAUACGUAGCAGCAUUUGUGCAAAGAGAAACAGUUAAUGUUUCAGGUCCGAGAAUCUUCAUCAGAUCAGAACAAAUGAGAAACAAGUUAAUCCAGGUACCAGAGAAGAUGGGGAGGAAGUAUUGAAGCUGUUAAAGGGGAGCUAAGCUCCUUUUUGUCUGUGUGAUGUGUUGCUUAUGUUGUAAAGUCUGUGGCUGACAUGCCUGUGGGCCAGACUAUACAAGUGAAAGAAAAGUGGGGGGGGGGGGGUGUGGGGGUGGGAUUGAAAGGGAAAACAGAAGACUGAGUUAUCUCAAGUUGGAGAAUUUUACAUUCAGUCCCUCAGGCCACAGUGUGCCAAGACAAAAGAUGAGGCAUUGUUUGUGGAACUGCUGUUGGGAAUGUUGCAGCCUGCAGUGUUUAUAUAAGGCCCAACCCAAGCUCAUCUCAUCUUCCAUCUAGGCACACUAGGGCCUGAAGCACUCAAUGCUGAAUUCUCCAGUUUUUGGGUAACUUUCUUUCUGUUUGGAUUGCGACUGGUCAUUUUUGCCUGCCAUCCCUGUUUUUUUUAAAAACCUUUCUUUCAAUUGUAUAGCCUGGCCUGCUGAGCAUGUCCCAGUAAACCAGACUUUACAACAUUACCAACAUAUUACACAGGCAAAGCUCAUUAUUUCACCUGUAAGAAAAUUCCCUUACCCCGAAACACCACACACACACACACACACACACACACACACACACACACACACACACACACACACACACA